Cynocephalus volans (Philippine flying lemur) is the source of this 2346-nucleotide messenger RNA. RefSeq names its product microtubule associated protein 7 (gene MAP7). NCBI's taxonomy places the organism in Eukaryota, Metazoa, Chordata, Mammalia, Dermoptera, Cynocephalidae. Gene Ontology annotation, cellular component: microtubule cytoskeleton. Gene Ontology annotation, biological process: microtubule cytoskeleton organization. Bases 1 to 2328 code for a protein of 775 amino acids. The transcript is spliced from 18 exons. The record is from RefSeq and is a predicted model, not a curated record.
AUGCCUGGAUCAGCUACAGCUAUCCGACAAGAGAGACUGAAGAAGACCAAUGCAAGGCCAAUUCCCCUUGGUUUAUUCACCAUUAAUGAGGAAGAUGAACAGCAAAAGAAUGGAAAUUCCGGAAGACCGAAAGCACCUGACAGCUAUAGAGUGCAAGAUAAGAAAACUGCCUCCAACCGCCCCUCCUCUGCAAUUUCAGGACAAAAUACCAACCACUCAGGAAGUAAACCAGACCCUCCACCUGUGCUACGGGUUGAUGACCGGCAGCGGCUAGCACGGGAGCGACGUGAAGAACGGGAAAAACAGCUAGCUGCAAGAGAAAUCAUCUGGUUAGAAAAAGAAGAGCGAGCCAGGCAGUACUAUGAAAAGCACCUGGAGGAACGGAAGAAGAAGUUGGAGGAGCAGAGGCUGAAGGAGGAGCGGAGGAGGGCUGCUGUGGAGGAAAAGCGAAGGCAGAGGCUGGAGGAAGACAAGGAACGCCAUGAAGCUGUUGUACGGCGUACAAUGGAAAGGAGCCAGAAGCCAAGACAGAAGUAUAACCGGUGGUCAUGGGGCGGCCCCAUGCAUGGGAGCUCCAGCAUCCACAGUGCAGAUCCAGACAGGCGGUCAGUUUCCACCAUGAAUCUUUCGAAACAUGUUGAUCCCGUCAUUAGCAAGCGGCUCUCCUCCUCAUCUGCAACUUUACUAAAUUCUCCAGAUAGAGCUCGCCGCCUGCAGCUCAGCCCAUGGGAGAGCAGCGUUGUUAACAGACUCCUGACGCCCACACAUUCGUUCCUGGCCAGAAGUAAAAGCACAGCCGCCUUGUCUGGAGAAGCAGCAUCUUGCAGCCCCAUCACCAUGCCCUACAAAGCUGCACACUCUAGAAAUCCGAUGGAUCGACCAAAACUCUUUGUAACACCACCUGAGGGCUCUGCACGCAGGAAGACCCUUCAUGGCACAGCGGGCUAUAAAAGAGAGAGAGAAAGAGAAAAUAUACCCUUCCACCUUACAUCUGGCACCCGAAGGUCCCUGUCUCCAUCUAAUCCCAAAGCAAGAUCUCCAGCUUCCUCCCGGCUUUGGCUCCCCUCCAAGUCCUUCCCUCAUUUGCCUGGCACACCCAGACCAGCCUCCUCCUUGCCUCCCGGCUCAGUCAAAACUGCUGCUGCUGCUCAGGCCCGGCCCCCAUCCCCUGGCAACAUCCGCCCUGUCAAGAGAGAGGUCAAAGUAGAUCCAGAGAAAAAAGACCCGGAGAAGGAACUUCAGAAAGUUGCCAGUGAGCCCUCGCUAAAGGGCAGAGCACCUUUAGUGACGGUAGAAGAAGCCACAGUUGAAGAAGGGACACCUGUCGAAGCAGAAGCUGUCCCUGGUGAGAAUGAACUGCCUCCUGCUCCAGCCAUGGCCCCAACCGCAGCUUUGGCCCCAGCCCCAGUCCCUGCUCCAGCCUCGGUACCAGCCCCGUCACACACUGUGACUACCAGUGCUUCUCCUAAGACUUCUGCAGGAACCACCGACCCAGAAGAGGCCACAAGGCUUCUGGCUGAGAAGAGGCGGCUGGCCCGAGAGCAGAGAGAGAAGGAGGAAAGGGAGAGGAAGGAGAAGGAAGAGGUCGAAAGACAAAAGAGAGAGGAAUUGGCUCAAAGGGUAGCUGAAGAGAGAACCCGCCGUGAGGAGGAAGCCCGACGGCUGGAGGCUGAGCAAGCCCAGGAGAAGGAAGAGCAGCUGCGAAGGGAGCAGGAGGGGCGCCUGCAGAGGCAAAGCCAGCCUGCCCGUCAGAAGCAGACACCGACUUCUUGUUUUCAGAAAGAAGAAGAGGCUCGUGUUCGUGAAGAAGCAGAGAGGGUCCGGCAGGAACGGGAGAGGCAUUUCCAGAGAGAGGAGCAGGAGCGCCUGGAGAGAAAGAAGCGACUUGAGGAGAUCAUGAAAAGAACCAGGAGAACAGAAGCUACAGAUAAGAAAACCAUUGAUCAGAGAAAUGGCGAUAUUGCCAAGGGAGUGCUCACUGGAAGAACAGAGGUAUCUGCACUUCCAUGUAUGACAAACUCUCCAGGAAAUGGAGAACCAGUAGCCAGCCCACAUGUGGUUACCUCUCACCAGUCCAAAGUGACUGUGGAAAGUACUCCAAAUUUGGAAAAACAACCAAAUGAAAAUGGUGUAUCUGUUCAGGAUGAAAACUUUGAAGAAAUUAUAAACUUACCCAUUGGAUCUAAACCAUCCAGAUUAGAUGUCACCAACAGUGAGAGCCCAGAAAUUCCUUUGAAUCCAAUUUUGGCCUUUGAGGAUGAAGGGACACUUGGGCCCUUGCCUCAGGUAGAUGGUGUUCAAACACAGCAGACCACAGAAGUUAUAUGAGCAUUUCUUCUGAAGAAC